Messenger RNA from Camarhynchus parvulus, 2421 nucleotides. RefSeq names its product DC-STAMP domain containing 2 (gene DCST2). Gene Ontology annotation, cellular component: membrane. Bases 1 to 2421 code for a protein of 806 amino acids. NCBI's taxonomy places the organism in Eukaryota, Metazoa, Chordata, Aves, Passeriformes, Thraupidae. The transcript is spliced from 16 exons. The record is from RefSeq and is a predicted model, not a curated record.
AUGAGGCUGGUCUCGGGUCUGGGCAGAGCCCUGCGGGCCCGGCGGGGCCUGCCCAAGGAGCGGGCCCCGCAGGCCGGGCCCAAGCGCGGGCCGCAGGAGCCCAGCAAGGCCCAGGAGUUCGCCCGCAGCCUCGGCGGCCUCACCCUGGGCCUGCUGCUGGCCAGCAUUUACGGGGCCCUGGUGCUGCUGGUGCAGGGCCACAAUGUCUGGUACUGCCUGAGCAUCACCGUCUUCAUGGGCGCCGGGAUGGGCCUGGGCAUGGCCUUCUCCAUGAAGACGCGGAUGACCGUGCUGCUGGCGCUGCCACACUUCUUCACCAAGGAGGGGAAGAUGAUGAUCAUGGUGCUGGCGCUGUGCCUGACUGUGCAAGGCCCUGGCACCAAUCUCAUGCACAACGUCUCCCAGCUCGCCAAGGCGCUGUCAUGUGGGGCUGAGCUGGCCCAAAACCAGACGGCCGAGCGGCUGCAACGUGCCAAGGAGCCACUGCUGAACUUGCAGAGGAAAAUCAAAGAGAUUGGCCAGAAUGCCAAGGUGCUGGGUGACCGUGUCCGUAAAUUCAUCCGCUCCAUCACAGACUCCACCAGACACAUUGCCCGGGCCCUGCGCAGCGUUUGGAUGUGGCUGGCGAGGGCUGGGAACAUCUGCAACCGCGAGCUGGGGGAUCCCAAGACCAGCUGCUUUCGCUACAUAGACAAGGCCAGGGACAAGUGUGAGCGCGCCCUGCCCCUCCUCUUCCACAUCUGCUACGUUAUCAUCACCUUCAAGGCCCUCUGCGGCAUGAUCAGCACUCUUUCAUUCAUGUUCUGCACCAUCCCAAAGUACAUCCAGACCUUCAUCCGGGCCAACGUCGGAACCCCCCUCACGGACGCCCUGAACCGUGUCCGUGCUGAGUUUGAGUUCAACAUCUCGGUCGUGCACCACUUCAGCGUCAACCUCAACGCCAGCAAGAGCCUGGGGGAGGUGUCUGCUGAUAUCAUGGAGGCCGUGCAUCACCACAUGGAGCCCUACCACCGCGUCCUGGAGCUCUUCUCCUACAUCUCCUUCUUGGCCGUCCUCUUCUUGUGGUACCGCGCGGUUAAGUACCGGCGCCGCUACCUGCGGGACGACACCUUUGACAACGUUUACAUCACACGGCGCUUCGUGGAGAUGGACCUGCGGUGUGCAGAGCAGGGCAAACCCACCGUGCUGCCCCUGUCGGGGCGGGAGAGGGGCCGCUACAUCCCCCCAGGUGCGCUGUGGCUGUCGAAGACUGAGCGAAGCCAGUAUGGGAUUCAGCUAUUUGGGUUCCUGCGCCACACGCUGCUGGGGUUCAGCAUUAUCCUGGCUGACUACAGCAUCUUCUGGCUCCUUGACCUCUUCCGGCACCAGCUGAGUGCAGAGAUCAUUGCCAGGGCGCCGUCGACCAUGACCAUCAGCGUCAACGGGACGGGCUACACCAGUGACAUCUACAAGGACCUGGUCUCUGCCUUCAACACACUGCAGGAGGGCGAGGUCUCGGUGCUGUCCCAGGCCUGCCUCAUCCAGCCCGUGGAGCCCGACCACAGCACCUACAUCACCAUAGGAAUCCUGUACGGUAUCUGGCUCUUCAUCGCCGUCUUCGGUUCCUACAUGGCACGCCUGCGCCGGGCAGUGUGUGCCUGCUACUUCCCAUCCCGUGAGCUGGAGCGCCUGGCCUACCUCCACAACAUCAUCCGAGCACGGCGGGAAUGGGCGGUGUUUGCCCUGGGCCGAGGGGGCACGCAGCGCUUGGGCGAUAGCGGGAAGAGCAAGCUCUUCCUUAUCCUCAUCUCCAGGUUCCCUCUCCUAGCUCGCCUCGCUCGCCGUCCUGCGGGCAUCCAGCGCAAACACUGCCUGACCUGUGGGAUGGCCGAGCGGCCGGAUUUCACUGCCUGCAUCACACCCAACUGCAAAGGGCUGUAUUGCAGCGACUGCUACAAAACCCUGAACAACAUCUGCUCUGUCUGCAUGGCCCCCCUGAGCUACCCGGACUCUGGGGAUGAGGAGCUGGACUCGAGUGAGGAGGAGACAGAGGAGCAGGGCACUGCAUGGGUGCUGCGGGGCAAGGAGCGAGGGCAGUUGCUGCUGCAGCGCAUCAAGGACAUCAUCAGGAGCUGGAGACCCGACUUUGACUCCGAGGAUGAAUCUGCGAGCAGUGACAGAGAGCUGCAGGAGGUGGUGGUGUUAGAGACACCCGAGCCUGUUCCCUCUCCAUCGGAGCAUCCCCCGGGCAUCAAUUCUGGAGCAGAAUCCCGUGCUCAGAAACCUCCCAACACGACCCUGAAGCGAGUGAUGCUCUCGGUCCUGCCCGGCCCGUGCAUCCGCUUCCUCUGGAGCCGGCCCGACCAGUACCGCUGCAGGAAAGCCUUCCUGGGAGCCGGCUUCGGGAUGUUCCUCGGCCUCGGUGAGUGGGGGAAUCCCUAA